AUGGAGCUGUCCAGUUUAAUGGUCCGGCUUCACUUUAGCCGAGCCAAAGCAGCCGGACGUUCGGCUGCUGUGCUCUUCGUUGACGGGCAACAGGCCUUCUACUCCACGUUGCGAGAGUAUCUGUGGGGUCGUCUGCAGCAAGAAGGGGGCCUUGAGCAGGCUGUCCAGCGGCUGUUGGAUGGCAUCCAUGUGGACUCACAGAUAUGUGAUAGAGCUAAACAGUUGCUAUCCCAGCCGGGGCGAUUGGUUGAACUGGGCGUUUCGUCCAGUUUGAACUAUAUUUUUCAGGCACAGCUGACUGGUGCAUGGUACUGCAUGAACCCACAGGCCCAGCAGGUUGUGCAGUCCUUUACGGGAACGGGACCUGGAUCACCGCUGGCCGACAUCCUGUUUCAGGUCGUUUUCGACAUAAGUCUGCGCUCCCUUGAACAAAGCUUGCGGGAGGCCGGCAUGCUGCAGUCACCUCUCACGAACGGAGGGGAUAUGCCUUCGCAGUCUUGGUGCCCAUGUUACAUCCCGACAUGGGUUGACGACCUUGCAAUUCUCAUUGACGCCGACGCGCCAACAGAGCUAAUGCGUCGGCUUGAAGCUGCCACUCGCGCGGCGCAUGUGGCACUUGGGCUUGCCGGAAUAGCAGUCAACCACUCCCCAAGAAAGACUGAGGCUGUCCUUGCAAUGCGCGGAAAAGGGUCGCAAGAGGCUCGGCGUCAGGCUUGGGUGAGAGAAGCAGGUGUACACGAGGUAGAGGUUGCAGGACGCACGAUCCGGUUGGUGUUGGCCAGUAGCUACCUUCAUUUGGGCACGACAGUGUGUGCGUCUUCCACAGAUGCUCCAGAUUUGCGAAGUCGCGGUGAGACCGCGUGGGCUAAAUUCCUUCCCGUGCGCAGGCGGGUCCUCACCAACCCUGAGUUAAGCAUUUCCGAACGCAUGCAAGUUGUUGAUUCGCUCGUACUCAACAGCCUCAUGCACGGGGCCGGAGUUUGGACGCUAGCUACCAGCAACGAGCGUGAAAUGCUGCAUGCGGCUUACAUGCGCAUUAUGCGCGGUUGCAUGAAACCAUUGUUGGGCACCAGUGUCGUGGGUUUGACGGACCAGGACGUGUGCUCGGCCCUGUGCGUUCUGAACCCGGAAGAGAACCUGUGGCUGCAUCGGGCACGACUCCUCAUGCAGUUGGUUCGGUCUGACUGCUAUGGCUUGUGGUUUGUUUCCGAGGCGGAAAGCUUCUGGCUCCACCAGGCUGGGCAGGCCUUGUACCGAGUAUGCUACCCGCUGCUAGGUCAGCCGGCGACCAAUGUGGAAUGCGUGCGCGAGUUUCGGCCUUGUAGACAGUGGAUGCAGCAAGCCAAGCAGCAUGCAGCAGCGCUGACGUUUGCGGUGCAAAGCUUCAGGGCGCGGAUUCUUCGUGCGCGGCAGACAGCUUGCAGGGCAGUUCGCAGGAGAAUCUUCAUAGCCAGAAGUCAGUUGCAGGAUGGAAUUGUUGCCAUCCGCAUCCCAACUGGAGUCUGCAGACAGCAUAGCAGCUCGUGGACAUGCCCUGAAUGCCACCAAAUGUUCGCGAAUGCAGCAGCAGGCGGUUCACACAUGAGACACAUGCAUGCGAGGCCUGCGGUUGCUUCGGCUGCCGUGGGUACAGCGUGCCAAUGCUGUUGCGUUGAGUUUUGGUCCACGAGACGCCUAAGGCAGCACUUACGCCAACAGCCGUCUUGUGGCGUCUGCUAUGCUGAGGCGGACCUUGGAUGUGAGGCGCCGCAUCCUGAUGUCGAUGAUGGCUGGCGCCCGCCGAGUACGGUUGCUGGACCACGUCCAUGGUGGGCUACUCUCCAGCCUACUGCCCGGUCUUCCGUUGUCCCACCCAUGUCACUGCCUUUGCCGCCGUACGUUUGUCAUUUUGCCAGGGCAUGUCGGGAUUGGGACUUUGAGAAAAUUAGGCAAUUUUCAGGAGCCACCUUAGUAUGGAAUACAAGAGUGGUUGCUGCUGAAUAUGGUCUUUACACUUGGCCGCCAGACAUAAUCGGGCGCCAGGACUGGGAGGCCAUUUUUGGAACCCUGAGUGCUAUUGUCGAGGCUCACUGUACAGGGACCUGCUUUGAGAGGCAGGUUCUUGGGCUACGCUUCUGGGCACGGGGUGACAUUUUGCAUGUUACAAGAGCCAGCGCAUAG
Symbiodinium natans is the source of this 2160-nucleotide messenger RNA. The record is from the annotation of a GenBank genome assembly. NCBI's taxonomy places the organism in Eukaryota, Dinophyceae, Suessiales, Symbiodiniaceae.